This is a messenger RNA of Colletotrichum scovillei, 3237 nucleotides long. Its product is annotated as neutral trehalase. The record is from RefSeq and is a predicted model, not a curated record. Gene Ontology annotation, cellular component: cytoplasm. Gene Ontology annotation, biological process: trehalose catabolic process. The coding region runs from base 677 to 2899 and encodes 740 amino acids. Gene Ontology annotation, molecular function: calcium ion binding; alpha,alpha-trehalase activity. Lineage: Eukaryota; Fungi; Ascomycota; Sordariomycetes; Glomerellales; Glomerellaceae. The transcript has 5 exons.
CUCUGGAGUUCUUUCCCUAUGACGACACAGGAAAACCGAACGAACUUCACUUUCGCAUCUCCGACAGCUAUUCCGUCCCACGUCGGAGAAAAAAAUAGUGCAGCCUCUAUUAGUACGAGCGCACAUUCUGCAAACGUAAGGUACCAAAAAAAGAUCAAAAGAGCAAAAGGGUGCUAACUCGUUGGUUGCCAGCUGCAGGAAGCUGUGUACCUUGCUUCAGCUGCAACCCUACCUUACCUACCCGUACCGACCGAUACCUCUCUCCCACCUUCACCUACCUGCUUUUUUGCCUGUUGCGCCUGCCAUUUGAAGGUACCCUGAUUGCUUGGCCCAAGACCUGAGACCGCAUCAGCCAACACAUCCCGUACGCCGCCCUUGUCUCUUCCCACUCGCAUUGGGGUCCUCGUGACACGGAUUCCUACACACAUCAAUUUCCCCCCAUUCUCUCACCGAGCCAACUCCCUACACCGCCACGAUCCUCACAUCGCCGAGUAUCUUUUUUUCUUCCUUUCGUUCGAUACUCCUACAAGUUCGACUCCGGCCAGCUCGGCGUAUACCCUCGCUUGAUACCGAUCCAGCGACCUACAUCUCCCAUCGCAAGCAAUUGACUCAGGUCUUUUCAGCUUUCCCACCUUGCCAGCUAUCGCCGCGAACAACCCCGCUUAACCCGCGCACAAUGACUUCUCCGACGAGUCAACGCCGCCCUCGCGGUGGCAGUGAGGACCAAGGCAAUGGUGUCUUCGAUGAUGCGAAAACCUACUAUACCUCAGAGGAGCGCCAUGUUAACCGUGCUGGACCUCGAACCAGAACCUACUCACAGAACAGCCUGUUCCAGCAAUUCGAGCGCAUGGGACUUCGCGAGCCCUUCCGAAGAGGCAGUCACGACGAAUCCUCAAACCUUGCGAACCGAAAGUUCCUCAUUCAAGUAGACGAGACGCUCAAGAGCUUGCAGGCUCAAGAAGAUACCGAUGGAAACAUGCAAAUCACCAUUGAGGACAAUGGUCCCAAGGUCUGGUCCCUGAGAACCGCUGCCUCCGCGGGCCACAACCGUUUCGAUGUCCGAGGAACCUACAUGCUUUCCAACCUGCUGCAAGAGUUGUCGCUUGCCCAACAAUACGGCCGCAAACAGAUCAUCCUCGACGAGGGCCGCCUGAACGAGAACCCCGUGAACCGAUUGUCGAGACUUAUCAAAGACCACUUCUGGGAGGGAUUGACGAGAAGAAUUGAUGCUUCGACCGUGGAGAUUGCAGCCAAAGAUCCCAAGGACUGGACCGAUGACCCCCGCCCGCGAAUCUAUGUUCCUGUUGGAGCUCCGGAACAGUUCGACUUCUACACCAAGGUGGCUCACGACCGCCCAGAGAUCCGAUUGGAUGUCGUCAGGCUUCCCGAGGUCAUCACGCCCGAGCUCGUUCGCGACAUGAACGCCAAGCCCGGCCUUCUCGCCGUUGAAAUGGAGAAGAUUAAGGAUCCCAAAACGGGCGAGGACACACUCAGGGGUCUUCCCUUUGUGGUGCCGGGUGGACGCUUUAAUGAGCUCUAUGGCUGGGACAGCUACAUGGAGUCACUUGGUCUUUUGGUUAAUGACAAAGUCCAUCUGGCUAAGUCGAUGGUGCAGAACUUCUGUUUCUGUAUCCGUCACUACGGCAAAGUUCUCAACGCUACUCGCUCCUACUACCUCUGCCGUUCUCAGCCCCCCUUCCUCACCGACAUGGCCCUCCGCGUCUACGAGAAGAUCAAGCACGAGCCCGAUGCCAAGGAAUUCCUUCGUACGUCUAUGCUCGCCGCUAUCAAGGAGUACCACAGUGUCUGGGUCGCUGAGCCGCGUUUGGACCCCGUGACUGGUCUCUCGAGAUAUCGACCUGAAGGAUUGGGUGUUCCUCCUGAGACGGAGGCAGACCACUUUGUCCACAUUCUCGAACCCUACGCCGAGAAGCAUGGCAUCACCUGGCAAGAGUUUGUUCAGGCCUACAACCACGGCAAGAUCAAGGAGCCGGAGCUGGACGACUACUUCCUGCAUGACCGAGCUGUGCGUGAGUCUGGCCACGACACCUCCUACAGACUGGAGAAGAUCUGCGCCGAUCUCGCGACUAUUGACCUGAACUCGCUUCUCUUCAAGUACGAGACUGACAUCGCCCGCACCAUCCGGAACGUCUUCAACGAUAAGCUCGUCAUUCCUGACGAAUUCGCUGUUGGACCGCUCAAGGCUGGCGAAGUGGUUACUUCGGCAAUCUGGGACCGUCGGGCGAAGCGCAGAAAGCUCGCCAUUGACAAGUACCUCUGGAACGAGGAAGCGGGUAUGUACUUCGACUACAACACCGCCAAGAAGGAGCAGUGCGACUAUGAAAGUUGCACCACUUUCUGGGCCUUGUGGGCAGGUGUAGCCUCUCCCAAGCAAGCGGCAGCCAUGGUUCAGCAGGCUCUGCCCAAGUUCGAGGCCGUCGGCGGUCUGCUGUCGGGCACGAAGAAGUCUCGUGGUGAAGUUGGCCUGGAGCGACCUAAUCGCCAGUGGGACUAUCCCUACGGCUGGGCUCCUCAGCAGAUGCUUGCCUGGACUGGACUUGUCCGAUACAGCUUCAACGAGGACGCUGAGCGUCUGGCGUACAAGUGGCUGUUCAUGAUGACCAAGGCCUUUGUUGACUUCAACGGAGUGGUCGUCGAGAAGUACGACGUUACUCGACCCAUUGAUCCUCACAGGGUCGAUGCAGAGUACGGUAAUCAGGGUCUCGAUUUCAAGGGUGUCGCCAAGGAAGGUUUCGGAUGGGUUAACGCAAGCUAUGUGUAUGGACUGCAAAUUGUCAAUGCACACAUGCGGCGUGCUCUUGGAACGCUCACCCCUUAUGAGACCUUUACAAAGGCUGUCGAAGAGAAUAAUGAGAAGCAGCUUGCCGAGCUUCUCUGAGUGACUCUGGCGUGGUCGGGCGACGAAGCUACACAUAACGUAUACGAUGGGCCAUGAAAAGUACGACGAAAAGCUGGUAAAAACGGUACAGGACCUGUUGUUGACACCGGGUCGAGUUGGAUUGGCCUGGAGGGGGGUCUGCAUUUGCUCUCACAUCUUGCCGCGGCACGUCGGAUAUUGGAGGUUGGGAAAGGAGUUUGCAAAGGACUGACGUUGAAUGGAAGAUGCAUGACCAUGCAUCUCGACUGCAUUGAGACACGAAUGAAGGGAUGGGCAGGGUCUGGUAGACUGUUAAAAGAGGUUAGACUGGCUGCAAAGCCAAACCAGAUAUCCACCCG